UUUUUAUCUAACAAACAGUACUUAAGUGAAUGCGUAUUAUUGAACGAUUAAUGUUAAUUUGAAUAUAGCAUUUUUUCUUACCUUUCACUUUAAACUUUGCUUUAAAAGCCAGUAGGUUGUCAUUAUUUAAGAAGCGAUCUCAAGAUGUUUAAAGGUUAUACACAACUUGUGGUGCAACAACGAAAAAAGUUAUUGUUGGUUCAGUUUAAUAAUCCAAAAAAGAAAAAUUGCUUGAAUCGUUUUGCUUAUAUUGAAAUAACUCGUGUGUUGUGUGAAGCUGCCCAGGAUGAUCAAGUCACCAUCGUAGUGUUUACUGGCGCUGGAGAUUUCUAUUCAGCCGGCAAUGACUUGUCACAAUUGGAGAAUGUUAACGAUUUGGAAACCUCUAUAACGGAAUCUAUUAAGAUUUUUAAAGAAAUGGUCAAGGCUUUCGUGGAAUGUCCUAAGGUUAUAGUAUCUCUAGUAAAUGGUCCUUGUAUCGGUAUUGGUACCACAUUGGCCGGUCUCUCGGAUAUGGUAUGGUGCUCCAAAAAAGCUUACUUUGCUACACCCUUUGUCAAAUUGGGCAUAGUGCCAGAAGCUGCGUCUUCUUAUAUGUUUCCGCUCAUUAUGGGCCGUUCUAAAGCGACUGAAAUGUUAUUAUUUGGUGAAAAACUUCUACCUCAUGAAGCUUUGCAAUAUCAUUUUGUGUCACGGGUGUACAAACCGUCUGAACUAAACAGCGUUAUAUGGCCAAAACUCAUUGCCUUUUCUGAAUUACCGCCACAAUCUUUGCAAAUUUCAAAGACAUUGCUUCGAAAUCACGAAAAGUCGAGUAUCUUGCAGGCUAUUAAUUCCGAAUGCGAUGAACUUUAUAACCGCUUCCACAGUGAAGAGUUUUUCGAUGCUAUGAUACGGUUUAAUACGAAAAAGUCAAACUUAUGAAUACGUCAUCGGGAAGUUAAGCAAUAGUCACUUCUGGUUGUUGAAAAAAAAAAAAAACUUUUAUAGCUUUUACAGCGGCUCGGAUCGUAUCACUUUUCCGACCAUGAAGAAAAUUGCAAUUUUCAAAAUUUCUCCACAAAAGUGGUUAGAUAGUAGUAGUUUGGAAAUUUAAAUUGGUGUGAAAAGUGUGGGCCGGCUGGGAAAUUAUUUUGGCCCCUCUCUCAUAUAAUGAAAACUGCAAUUAAUACCACAACAAACAUAUAAUUUUCAAUUCUUCGUGAUCAAAAUUAUA
Glossina fuscipes is the source of this 1216-nucleotide messenger RNA. It is a transcript of the gene Dci, whose product is annotated as enoyl-CoA delta isomerase 2. The coding region runs from base 145 to 924 and encodes 259 amino acids. The transcript has 2 exons. The record is from RefSeq and is a predicted model, not a curated record. Lineage: Eukaryota; Metazoa; Arthropoda; Insecta; Diptera; Glossinidae.